Molecule: messenger RNA, 1350 nt
Organism: Baudoinia panamericana UAMH 10762
Lineage: Eukaryota; Fungi; Ascomycota; Dothideomycetes; Mycosphaerellales; Teratosphaeriaceae
Exons: 3
Coding region: 1-1350 (449 amino acids)
Source: RefSeq, a predicted model, not a curated record
AUGGCUAAGACAAGGACCUCGUUAACAUUCUCUGCGCAUCCAUCCGGUCACGCCACUCUACACAACUGCCUCUUGGUCGAGGCUGCAUGCCAUUCUUCCCAUCUUCGGACAGGCGUGAAGCUUGGCUGUAACCCGACUUGGAUGGAGCAUGAGUCGCUACCGCAACAUCCCGAAAGCUUCACUACUUCCAUCUCCCAGCGAGAAUCAGCCCGAGACGCCCUGGCGCUUCGACAUAGCACUAAGGUCCGAGUCCGAGUCUUUUCACCUCUCAGCUGCGGCGUCUCCUACAUCUACUUUGUUCGCGCAUUCACCUCCCAGCUCUCAUCAACUCUGCUUUGUUUCCGUCUCCGGCCGAACCCUCACACGGACUUAGUGGAGAUCAAGAUGAGUGAUAUCUUUGACAACCCUCUCCCCAUCCCAGGCUAUGGCGGCGCCGAUGCCAUCCUCUCCCAAGCCGCCUUGUGCAAUUCCUAUGUGCUCGGCUGGGAGCAAACGUGCGCGCUCACCAAGACCGGCUGCCCGGGCCCCCUCUGCGCCGCCUGCCCCGGCCUGAUCGCCUCCUCCAUCCGCGGCUGCUGCUCCGCGGCCACACCGGUAACCUGCUUCCAAACCGCCCUCGCCUCCGCUCCCGCCGCCGCCGCCCCUCUCACCACUUCUGCCCCCACCACCCCAGACCCAAACGCCCUCUCCUGCCAAUCAGCCCUCAGCACCAUCUCCUCCUGCGAAGCCGCCAUAGCCAAUUUCGACGACCUCGCCAACAGCGCCGAGGCAAGCUGUGUCUGCUACGACAGUUCUGGCCGCUACAACGGGAACGGCUUCGACGGUCCGUGGAGCGCUUGUAUCACUUAUGCCAGCACGGCUUACCCGAGCGCGUAUGCGUUCUUUCAGAGUAAUCGGGGUUUUUGCUCGAGUUAUGCGGGUGGCGCGGUGGUUAGCAGUGGGUCGAGUGCGUCUGCGUCUCGGGUCAGUGGCGGCGGUGGGACGGCGGUGGCGGCGAGUAGUUCAUUGACAAGAGCCAGCACCGGCGCGAGCCCGGCUACUUCGACUGCGGCGGCCACGGCGGCGGAGUCGGGCACGGGUACUGGUACUGGCACCGGCGCUGGAGGUUCGGGCACUGGAGCGGCUUCUUCGGCGGGCACCGCUGUCGUUGGUAUUACUAACGGGACUAGAGCGACAACGGUACCUGCUUCCUCUUCUGCUGCUGCUGCAGCUGCAGGCUCGACUGCAGCAAGCUCUGCUACGACGAGUCGUCCGCCUGGCACUUCAAAGAUGGCAUCGGUAAGUAGUGUCCUGCUCACCCGCUCUACUUACGAUCCCGAUAUUGCAGCUGGCUGGCUAAUGAUAGGAUGA